Molecule: messenger RNA, 941 nt
Organism: Vitis riparia (riverbank grape)
Lineage: Eukaryota; Viridiplantae; Streptophyta; Magnoliopsida; Vitales; Vitaceae
Product: leucine-rich repeat protein 2-like
Exons: 7
Coding region: 88-729 (213 amino acids)
Molecular function (GO): protein binding
Source: RefSeq, a predicted model, not a curated record
UCUGCUUCGUCUUCAUCUUUAUUAUAAAAUUUCUCUGCUCCUUUAAUUUUUCACCAUUGAAGUUUGCUAGUGUUUCUCUCUCUACAGAUGGAUUCUUCAACCUCCGUUCUCUGCUUUCUUCUCCCUAUCCUCUUCUCUCUCACAUCCACCCUCUCUACGAAUUCUGAAGGAAAUGCGCUACAUGCAUUGAGAAGCAGGCUUUCGGACCCCACAAACGUGUUGCAGAGCUGGGACCCGACCCUGGUCAAUCCCUGCACCUGGUUUCAUGUCACCUGCGACUCCAACAAUCGUGUCAUUCGUCUGGACUUGGGUAAUUCCAAUAUUUCUGGGUCUUUGGGGCCUGAGCUCGGCCAGCUUCAGCAUCUGCAGUACCUGGAGCUUUAUAGGAACAACUUUGAAGGGAAAAUACCCAAGGAGUUGGGUAAUUUGAAAAACCUUAUUAGCAUGGAUUUGUAUGACAACAAAUUUGAAGGGAAAAUCCCCAAAUCUAUUGCCAAAUUGAAGUCACUCCGAUUUCUGCGUCUCAACAAUAACAAGCUGACAGGAUCCAUCCCCAGGGAGCUAGCCACCCUCUCUAACCUCAAAGUUUUUGAUGUUUCAAAUAAUAACCUGUGCGGAACAAUUCCAGUUGAUGGCCCCUUUGCUAAUUUCCCCAUGGAGAGUUUCCAAAACAACAGAUUCAGUGGGCCAGAGCUACAAGGACUGGUGCCCUACGACUUUGGAUGCUGAAAAAAAUAGGCUAAGAAAUCAGCGAUCCUCUUUUGUACUACUUAUUGUAUGAUCAAGCAGCAGGCUCAGGCUUAUGUCUAGCUUCAAUAUAUAUCAUAACUCUGUGGAUAAUUAUAGUAACUUAAAACACUUGGCAAAAUAAGAAAAUAGCUAGCUUGAAAAAUCUGGGUUUGUAAUCUUAUAACAGAUAUUGUUUCACCUGUGUUGUAAAA